Phymastichus coffea is the source of this 882-nucleotide messenger RNA. RefSeq names its product protein yippee-like 5. The transcript is spliced from 2 exons. NCBI's taxonomy places the organism in Eukaryota, Metazoa, Arthropoda, Insecta, Hymenoptera, Eulophidae. The record is from RefSeq and is a predicted model, not a curated record. Bases 82 to 447 code for a protein of 121 amino acids.
CGCUGUUAGAGUUAAGUUGAGAGUGUGGGUGAGAGGAAAACAAGCGACUUACCGAAAAGAGGCACAAAUGUAAAAACAAUAAUGGGUGUUAUAUUUCUUGAACAUAUUGGGGGUACCCGACUAUUUUCAUGUGCAUCUUGCGAUACAAAUUUAACAAACAGAGAUCAGCUAAUAAGCACAAGAUUUACUGGAGCAACUGGCCGAGCAUUUCUCUUCAACAAGGUUGUUAACCUCAAGUACAGAACCUUUUUUCAUAGCGAGGUCCAAGAUAGAGUCAUGUUAACAGGACGUCAUAUGGUUCGUGAUGUGAGUUGCAAAAAUUGUGAGGCCAAACUCGGAUGGAUGUAUGAAUUUGCUACUGACAAGAAUCAACAGUAUAAAGAAGGAAAAGUUAUUCUAGAACGAGCACUUAUUACUGAAACAGAUGGGCUUGGUGAAAGUAUAUAAAUUAUCAAGUAGUUUUCCAACAUGACAUUCAAGUUAUAUUCGAGUUACAUUAAAGUUCAAGUUGAUAUUAAUCACUUACUUACAAAAUAUUUUACACAUAAAAAUUAAGUGCUUAUCAUGUUGCUACAGUCAUCAAGUUUUGUUUUUGUAUGAAUUAUAUUUUUACAAACGACUGACGCAUUGUAUCAUUUGCAUAGGAAAAUCUUUUACUCAAAACAAGCAACACUUUGUAUAUAAUUUUCUAACGUAUUAAGUUAAGUGAAAUUCUAUUUAAAAAAUUAAAAUUUAUUAUAGUCUUAAUUUUUUUUGGAAGAAAAAGGUAAGAAAUAAUCAUGAGAUAAUUUUUUUUUUCAAUCUUACAUGAUUGUAAAAUCGAUUGGAAAAUUAAACUGAUGAUUUGUGAUAAAAUAUGUUAAAAUAUCUGAAUAAAAAUGU